UUUCAGUCUCUUAGAUGUUUCACUAAAUUGAGAGUGGAUUGGGCCUAUGUGAAGAUUGUGAAAUCAAGUCAUACAUACAAAUAUUCAAUGCAAGAUUGGAUAUGUAAAUAUGGUGUCUAAUGUCUAUGUACGCUAGUGAGGAAAUUCAGUGGACUCAUAAAAGAUAUUUUCAUGUUAUGAUUCGGAGUGAUGUAACAUAAUUAAAUGGUCUUGUUAGUCUCUUGGUAUGCCAUGUUGGCACAUAUAAGAUGGCUAUACAUUGGACAUGCCUUGCCAUUUCCAUUGGGCAACAAUGAUUUCUAGGUACUCUCAUAUUGAGAGCAGCUGUUCUAGUUUUACCAAUCGAGUGCAAAUUUGAGGAAGUACUGUGUUGGCACCAGUAGAAGGCGAUAGAAUGUUUAACAUCCAGUGAAGGCACAGUGUUUGACGGUGUUGCAAUUGUAGGAUUCUUGGGAAUCAAAAACCGAAGAUGGUGACAAUCAGUGGGUUAAGUGGAAGCCAUCUAGGUCCCUUUUUCUGUCUCUCUGGUGUACAUGUCCUUUCAUUCUCCUUUCUGGCCUAAAUACUGUCUUGUGCAUUUGUAGGUGCGAUUCAUCCCACCUGUAAUAAAUUUCCUCUUCGGAGUAAGAGCUGUAAGCAGACGAAAAAUAAUGAAUGCAAAGCUAUUGGGCUUGCCUGUGAUUUUAAGAACAAAAACUGGUUGUUUGGGUACCGGGCAUUGGAGGAACAAUCAUGUGGUGUCUGCAGCAAGAAAUAACCAUGCGUUAAGCUAUGACGAUGACCUAAACCCUGAACCCUUUUGGGCUAGUCUGAUCAAAGAAGUAGUGUGGUCUUUGAAGUCAUUAUUCACAUUUUUGGGCGAGCAACCUGGCCAGCUGAAGUACAUAGAAUGGCCGAGCUUUCAGAGCACGCUGAGGACCGCAACUCUUACGCUGAUUCUUGUGGCAUUGCUCAUCGUUGCACUAUCAUCAGUGGAUUCAGCCCUUUACUGCAUGUUGAACUGGUUUCUGAGGCGAUCUUCAUGACCAAUCCCCAAGCUCGUUUGUUGGUACUUCUAGCAUAUUCUUUGGAAAUGUCUAAGAGUAAUGGAAAAGACCUGUAUAUAACUUAACAAGUAGUGAGUUGAGGAGUCACGCAUUUUAUUUUAUAUUCUCUUUCGCUUAAAUUUGCCACUACGAUGGGCUUUGUGGCUUCAGUUCGAAACGCUGGAAACCAUAUUCACCCAGUCAUUCUUGGAUUAUGGCCGAUGCAAUGUCCAUCCUCCCUCUUUUCUGUUAGGGGCGGGAUGCAAAUCUCUCGAGCAACUGAAGUAUAAAUUAUGUUUCUCGAUCAAAAUUAAAGUGGAUUGGCAA
Eucalyptus grandis is the source of this 1352-nucleotide messenger RNA. RefSeq lists its product as uncharacterized. The coding region runs from base 651 to 1025 and encodes 124 amino acids. Lineage: Eukaryota; Viridiplantae; Streptophyta; Magnoliopsida; Myrtales; Myrtaceae. The record is from RefSeq and is a predicted model, not a curated record. The transcript is spliced from 5 exons. Gene Ontology annotation, biological process: protein targeting. Gene Ontology annotation, cellular component: membrane.